UUUGGCGGGUUGGUCUGCCGGCGGCCAGAGAGGGCACUGGGGACUGCUGAGUGUUGUCUCGUCCGUCCCCGAGUAUCUUUGCCCAGUGGCCUCGGGCCCGAGACAAAAGGGAGUGAGGACAGAAAACAAGAUGAAGAUGGCGCCGGCGCUGGUGCUCUUGGUUUUCGGAUACGCCCUGGAGCUAGACCUUGUCGACCCAAGCUUCCGUGGGCCGAGUUUGCGUCGCAUCCCUCUCAGUCAACCCAUCUUGUUCGUGGAAGCCAAGCUUGA
This is a messenger RNA of Colletotrichum orchidophilum, 270 nucleotides long. RefSeq lists its product as uncharacterized. The annotation marks the transcript as partial. Lineage: Eukaryota; Fungi; Ascomycota; Sordariomycetes; Glomerellales; Glomerellaceae. The record is from RefSeq and is a predicted model, not a curated record. The transcript has 2 exons.